This is a messenger RNA of Monosiga brevicollis MX1, 1927 nucleotides long. RefSeq lists its product as uncharacterized. The record is from RefSeq and is a predicted model, not a curated record. Bases 175 to 1227 code for a protein of 350 amino acids. Gene Ontology annotation, molecular function: phosphoglycolate phosphatase activity. The transcript is spliced from 4 exons. NCBI's taxonomy places the organism in Eukaryota, Choanoflagellata, Craspedida, Salpingoecidae. Gene Ontology annotation, biological process: DNA repair; dephosphorylation.
UGCUCUCUCUCGCUCUCUCUCUCUCGCUCGAACGCGCACUUGACCUCGACUCGACCCCGGACGGCUGCUGUUAGUGAGCUAGCUGGCUACACGGACCUUGACCUUGAAGGCCACAACCCGCGGCUCCUUCCCACUGUGCCCAUCUUUUCCUCCAUCUCCCCUUUGCCCGCCAUCAUGGCUGCUUUGAUUCUCAGAAGUAGUAGUCGGAGAAGUCGUGCUUUGGUAGCCACCACCCACAAGUGGCUGCUUUCCCACCAGCUCUCGCACUCCACCGGCCCCAACCUUGCCCGGAGCUAUGCCACCGCUCCAACGGGCCCCACCUACGCUUCGACUGCUUUUCUCCACCAGCGCCUGCGCCCACAGCGCUCUCAAAAUUCCCACGGGGCCAAGCUCAACCCAGACAAGGGCUCCGCCUCUGGCCUCGCUGCGGGUCGCUCUUUCAUGCGCACCCAGUCGGGCACUGGUGACUCCCUGCAAGUUUCCCAACAGAAAAAUUGGCAAUGCAUCAUCUUUGACAAGGAUGGCACCCUCUUUGAUACUCGGAAAACUUGGCAUGCAUGGGCCGAGUGUAUGGGCCAACACCUGACCGACGCCUGCUCUCAGGACGCCUGCUCCACGUUUUUCAAACAUGUGGGCUACGAUCCUGAGACCCGUGCCAUUGCCGGCAACGGCCUUUUGGCCAUGCGGCCCUGGACUGAGAUCUACGAUGCCAUGGCCAUCAUCCUCUCCUCCUGCUCUAACCAAGAGCUCGAGGACUGCGUCGCAUCCGUGGGCCAGUGGCGCCGUGAUUUUGACAUGGUUGAGGGCCAGGAACUCCUCUUUGACGUCGCUGACCUUUUUACCCAACUACGUGCCUCUGGUGUUAAGGUGGCCAUCAAUACAGCUGAUGAUCGCCUCUCUACGGAUGGCAUCCUGGCCAAAUAUGGCCUAACCGACCUGGUCGAUAUUGUGUUGACCAGUUCUGAGAUGCCCCAUCCCAAGCCCCACCAGGACAGCGCCCUUUUCAUCUGCUCAUCGCUCUCGGUGGAUCCUGAGCUCACCAUGGUCGUCGGCGAUACUUCGGCCGACCUUCUCCUCGGUCGCAACGCCAAUCUGGGCCUGUCUGUUGGUGUCCUCUCCGGUGCUUGCACGAAGGAGGAGCUCUCUCGCAACAGCGACAUCAUUCUCAAAGAUGCGCGCGGUGUUUUGCAACUCAUCAAUGCCCCCCUUGACGCUCUUGAGGGUUAAGCCAUGUCAUUGUUUGCCAUGCUGACUCUCCUACACAUGAUCUUUAUUUGCUGCCUUGUGUGUUUGAAUUCUUGAUUUUCUUUCUUUUUCCUCCACUCCGGUUUCGGGUUUCCAUUUUCUUUUUUUGUGGUUUGACCUGCCCGUGUUACGUUGAUGAGUGAGUACCGAGACUCGAUGUGUUUUCUUUCUCAAGGCUGUCUUUUAAACAGCCAUGUGAGCUGACCUUGAUCUUCUGGUCCUCCCACCCGUUGUGGUCGCAUCUUUUCUCUUCUCUCUCCUCAACAUCUCGUUGUUGUCAUGUUUGAUUGACCAUCCCCUUCGAUGACCAUUGUUUUCCGUUUCGAGACUUUUUUGCUUCUUCUUCUUCUUCUUUUUUUGAACUGUAGCUGAGCUUUUGAUAGACAAUAAAAUUUUUUUAUCAUCAACUUUGUUCCGUGCCCUCUGUUUACAUUGGGGUGUGCCGUGCACAAUCGCGUGUAGUUGUCUGCUUGUGUUUUUGUUUUUUAAUCUUGCCGUAUCCCUUUGUAGUUGUUUUCUGCUUUUGCUGUGACGCAUCUGGCUCUUUUGCCUGAAUGUAAUCACACACACACACACACCGCCAUGCGGCUGUUCAUGUAUUUUCCUAUCGGGUCUUCGGGUUUGUAUGCUCCCAAAUUUUGUGUCUUCUGAAGAUGACACCUUCAAUCGAGCGAUAUUAAAC